Messenger RNA from Chelonia mydas (Green sea turtle), 3133 nucleotides. Its product is annotated as TNF receptor-associated factor 3. Bases 1065 to 2198 code for a protein of 377 amino acids. Gene Ontology annotation, molecular function: zinc ion binding; protein binding. Gene Ontology annotation, biological process: tumor necrosis factor-mediated signaling pathway; regulation of canonical NF-kappaB signal transduction; regulation of apoptotic process. The record is from RefSeq and is a predicted model, not a curated record. The transcript is spliced from 5 exons. Lineage: Eukaryota; Metazoa; Chordata; Testudines; Cheloniidae. Gene Ontology annotation, cellular component: plasma membrane signaling receptor complex.
UGGCAGGGGGCUGCGGGUCGGGAGUGAGAGGCCCCGAGCCCCCAUCCCCUCAGAACCCCACACUGACACUGUCCCCGUGCGAGUGUCUCUGGGGAGCGGCCCGACGUGGACGGUUGCUCCCGGGCUCAACCCCGGCUCCCAGCCCUGCCCGGCUGGCACCAGACGACCCCGCCCGCCCCUCCUCCGUGUCCUCUCUUCCCGUCUGUCUGCAGUUCCCCAUCCCUUCGGUCUCUCCUCCUUUGCCUCGUUCUGUCUCUCCUUCCCUCGUCUCUUCAUCCUCCUUCAGUUCCUCGGGUUUUCCCUCACUCCCUCCUUCAGUUUUCUUCAUCCGAUUUCUUUCCUUCGCGCAUUUGCUCGUUCUUUUCUUUUUUCACUGACUCAUUCCUUCCUUCUUCCCUUUCCUUUCCUCCUUUCCCACCUUCAUCCUCUGGUUCCUUUUUUCUUUCCAGCCUUUUUCCCUCCCUCUUUCUUUUUUCAUGCAGCCCUUCGUUCCCUCACUUGUGCCCCGUUCGUUCAUUUAUUCCUUCAUUCACUCUUUGUCCCUUUCUUCUCUCAUCCUUUCAUUCCCUCGUUCCGGCGUUUGUUCUUUCCUCCCCUUGUUCCUUAACUCAUGGUUUUCUUUCUCAGUUUGUUUCUUUCUAUCCUUAUUUUCUAUCCCUUUUUAUUUGCACCCAUUUUAUUUCUAUUUCUAUCCAUUUUUUCUUUCUCUCUCUAUCCAUUUGUCUUUGGGAUUUUUCUUUCUUUCCUCCAUUUUUAUCAGUUUUCUCUUUCUAUCCUUUAAUUUCCCUCUUGCUUGCUUGCUUCUAUCCAUUUUCUUUCCUUUUCCCUUUUCUUUUCUUCAUUCUUUCUUCUUCUGUCUUUGUUUGUUUUCUUUCUCUCUUUGCCCCACCCCGUCUCUCCUCCACGCACCCCCGUCACACCCCUCGCUCCCCGUCAGGAUGACCCAAGAGGAAGGCUCUGGCGUCUUUCUGCUCACAUCACAGCUGGGUUGGGACAGGGUGACUCACGGGCAGGAAUUCCCGCCCGGUGCCAUAUAAACCCCGCGCCCGGCCCGGCCCGAGCAGAUGUCUCCCAUCGCCAGCGCCCAGCCGCCCAUCCCGGGGGGGACCAUGGUGAAGUUCGGGGCAGGCCUCAGGCCUGUGGAUCCUGCCCGGGGCUCCGGCUUGCUGUGCUCGGCGUGUGGCUUCCUGCUCAUCCGGCCCCAGCAGACAGAGUGCGGCCACCGGUACUGCACGGCCUGCGUCCCGCGACUGCUGGGGGACACAGACAAGGUGACCUGCUGCGUUUGUAGCAAGAGACUGAGCCCCAACCAGUUUCACAAGGACCGAGCGGCCGAGAAAGACGCUCUCAGCACGGCCGUGACCUGCCCCAGAGCCAGCUGCAGCUGGAUGGGGACCCUGGCGUCCUACCUGGAGCACCUCUGCCCCCCAGCGGUGAGUCCCGGCCCGGAGGAGAAGUCAGCUCCGAAGGACCUGGAGGUCCACGUGAUGACAGGUGUCCCCCGGGGGGGCAGGAACUCCCAGAUGGACGCCCCGCCCCUGGAUCUCCAGCGGAGGAUAGAGCAGCUGGAGGUUAUGGUGACCUCCCUGCGCCAGGAGCUCCGGAGCCAGGCCAGUGCCAUGCAAGCUCUCCAGCGCCGGGGCCUCCAGGACCAGCCGUCCCCGGGGGUCUCCGCGGAGCCGUCUGGCUGCUCCCACGGGGCUCGGGGAGCCGCAGCUACGUCCCCGGAGCUGGCCAGCGCCGACGGGACCCUGGUGUGGAAGCUCCAAGGGUUCUCCAAGCUGCUGGGGGAGGCCAAGGCCGGGAGGAGAACGUCCAUCUAUUCCUCGGUCUUCGCCACCCACCCCUUCGGCUACCGGCUCUGCCUCCGGCUCUACCCGGACGGGGAUGGGGCCGGCCAGGGGACUCACCUGUCACUGUUCAUGGCCUUGGCCAAGGGGCCCUACGAUGAUCUCCUGCCUUGGCCUUUCCUCCGCAAGGUCACCUUCUACCUCCUGGAUCCCUGGCGGAAGAGGCCGGCCCUGAGGGAGACUUUCGCCCCUGACCCCUGCAGCACGUCCUUCCAGCAGCCCCAGGGCCAGCUCAACGUGGCUAGCGGGAGCCCCCUCUUUGCCCCCCACGGACAGCUCCAAAACUACCUCAAAGACGACACCCUCUACGUCAAGGUGGUGGUGGACACGUCCGGGAUGGGGGUGUGAGCUUUGGGGGCGAGGGGUUCCUCUGCCUCCAUACCCUCCUGCCUCUUCCUAUUCCUCCCUCAGCGCCCCCUAAAGCCCUGCCCCCCGGUGCUGCCCCCUAUCACCCUCCAGCUCUCCCGCCGAAGCCUUAGAAACAUCCUGCCUUGCACGUUAGCGGCCUGGAAACCGUCCAGCUGCCAAAGGCGACUGCAGGAGGAGGUGCCCUUGUGGCUUAGUACACUCAGCGCUUGUUAGGCUCUGAAAGCUAAGCAGGGCUGGGCUUGUUCUGAUCCCGGCUGGGCGACCUCACACCUGAGAUCCCAGUGCUCAGCAGGGACUGGGCUGUGUGGGGGGAGACGGGGGAGCUAAGCAGGGGGCUGGUCUGUUCGAGUCUCUGGAGGGGAGACCCUCACUGCGAAGCAGGGCCUGUCUUGUUUGUGCAGGUGGCUGGAGGCGAGGAUAAGCUGCUCGGUCAUUGUGCUUCUCUGAUCAUUUAUGAUAAUUUAUUACCGUUACUAACGAUCCGCGCUGCGGGAAGGCGGCGUUUGCGGGUUUAUCGAAGCACUGACUUCUCUAUUUAUCUAUUUAUGUAUUUAUGGGCCGGCUGCUGGUGCCCCUGGGCAGAGCCGUUCCCGCGGGAAGGGGGAGUCCGGGGCGGGGACACUCCACCGGGGGCAGCUCCGCUGCUCUGCCGUGAGACCCCCCCCAACCCGUUCCUGGAGCCGAGACAGGGGCUCUGGGCGCGCGGCCGUUGUGGGGCUCCCUGCGAGAUGGGAGGUAAUGCGCACUUCGUGUGUGUGUCUGUCUGUCUGUCUGUCUGUGCGUGUGAAGCACAAUCACUACGGCCCCUAGCGCAGCCGCUGGCCCAGGACCCGUCCUGCCACCUCGCCCCGUAUUGAUCGCCAGCGUCUGGUUUAUUUAUUGUGCGAUAUUGUAAUAAAAAUCUCUCUGCAUCA